Molecule: messenger RNA, 753 nt
Organism: Penicilliopsis zonata CBS 506.65
Lineage: Eukaryota; Fungi; Ascomycota; Eurotiomycetes; Eurotiales; Aspergillaceae
Exons: 2
Coding region: 1-753 (250 amino acids)
Source: RefSeq, a predicted model, not a curated record
AUGGAGAAAUGCGUCACCGCAAAUCUAGCAACGUACCCCCUCCGCCUUCUUGCGACGAGAGCACAAAUCGAGCAAAGCAGUGUCUACCAGGAUGAACCCCGCGCAGACCUGUCAGAGCUAUAUACCGGGGCGGCGGUUGAUACGUUGAGAAGCGUUGCGGACAGAAUCCUCUUCCAGACGAUCUAUACAUAUCUCCGAAAGGAGGGUGUGAGUGAGGGUGUGAGCAUCAUCCUCGCGGAAGGUAUCACGAAAGCCUUGACGAGCCCGUUCUCCACGAUCGUGACGAGACAGAUCUGCUGGAAGAAACCAGUUGGGGAUGUUCUGCGGGAUCUCCUGCGGGGAAACGAUGGAAUCAAGGCCUUGUGGAGGGGUUAUCCCAUUUGUCUCCUUGAGGGGAUGAUCUUGCACUUUCGAAAGAAGAAAUCUCUUCCCAUCCUUACUCUCGCUCUCAUUACAGCACUGAUAUACCCCCUCUCCGUCAUCAAGACAAGACUGCAAGCAGACCCUAGGAACCGGCCUUGUCUACUACGCAUUACUUGGCUAAAUCUGGCGGGUCUCCCUCUUGAAAUCCUUCGGGUCUGUCUCUUCCAUCACCUUUCUCAGACAGAUACUUCUCCUGCUUAUCGUCUUCUCGCUCUCCGGCUUCCUACCGGAUUCACCGAUAUCAACCUUGACACCCUCUCUCACGAUCCCCGCGUUCUCGAUGAAACCGCAGAGUUGGUCCAUGAUUAUGUCGAGGAGGGAUAUCUCUAG